UGCAGACGAUGGCCCGACAUGGUGGUGCCUGCUGAAGUCGCCAAGAUAUCAUCAUACGCGUUCUGCUACUGCGAGUCCCUCACCUCCAUCUCGUUGCCUGAGGGCGUCACCGUUGUGGGCAGCAAUGCAUUCUACCGAUGCUCCGCUCUUGCGUCCGUCACGCUGCCCCGCGGCCUCACCACGGUUGGGAACAUGGCCUUUUGGGGCUGCAGAGCCCUCACCAGCGUCACGCUGCCAAAGGGACUCGCCAGCAUCGGGCACGGAGCCUUUGCGGGCUGC
Emiliania huxleyi CCMP1516 is the source of this 279-nucleotide messenger RNA. RefSeq lists its product as hypothetical. The record is from RefSeq and is a predicted model, not a curated record. The annotation marks the transcript as partial. Lineage: Eukaryota; Haptophyta; Isochrysidales; Noelaerhabdaceae. The transcript has a single exon.